GGGAGUCGGGCUCCUCAGAAGAAGAGGCAGCCACGCAGCAGCCUGAGUUCAAGUGUAAACAGUCGAGCCACACGAAGGCAAACGCUUUCUCUCGUUGGCUGCGCAGUCUGAUACCACAGAACAGCUAAUCCUCUGGCGCUGUGAACCUGGGCCCCUAGCUCUCCGUAGCACACCCCCCCCCGGCCCCCCAGGCCCACCCCCAGCGGGUCUAUAUGGUACCGGGGUAGCGGUGGCAGACGGACCACCCUGCUGCAGUGCUCUGCUGCUGUCUCCCACAGCCAGCCCAUGUGAGAGGCUGCUGGGUUCUGGCUAGAGCCGAGACCCGGACGCACAACCAGCAGCCAUGGGGAACGAGAACAGCACUGAGGAGGCUCCGCAACCAGAAGAUGGCGACGAAGAGUCCGUUUUUCUAUUUCCACCUCAGGAAUAUCAUUAUGACAUCCCUAAGACUGGAUCUCGGGAGAGUUUGACUCAGACCACAGCGCUCGGAGAGGGGCCGGGGCGGGCCGAACAGAACACAGAAGCGUCGACGUUGUCCCUGCUGCCGGACAUCCCGGUGGUCUGCGGGUUACCGGAGGAGUCCCGGAGCGGGUUCGGAGGGUACAAAGAGCCAGAGGAGGACCACGAGGAUGAGCUGGAGUUCCCCCAUGACCUGCUGCCCAGCCUAGACUUCAGCAGCGACCUCAACAUCUGGGAGUCCUCGCUGGGGCCCCUCCCAUCUCUGGAGUCUCCACAACUAGACUUUCUCACCCCCACCGCGGAGACCUCCGUUCCACUCAGUCUGCCGGACAGCACACUGACAGCGGCAGCAGAGGAGCACCGCACUGCAAACACUGCGCCUGUGGAAUAUGUGCAGAAACCGGGAGAGGUUUUGAAUAGGACAGUCGAGCCAGAACUGUUUCAAGAAGCAGUAACGAAGGCGGAGAAACUUCCAGAACUAGUGAAGUUGCCAGAGAUACUUCCGAAACCAGUGAAGUUGCCAGAGGUACUUCCGGAACCAGUGAAGUUGCCAGAGGUACUCCCUGAACCAGUGAAGUUACCAGAGAAACUUCCAGAACCAUUGAAGGAGGUUGCAGAGCUUCCACCGCCAGUUAAGGAGUCGGUACACCUUCCUGAACCAGAAAAACUAUCGGAGCAACUUCCUGAACCAGUGAAGCUACAAGAGAAACUCCCGGAACCAGUGAAGCUACCAGAGAAACUUCCUGAACCAGUGAAGCUACCAGAGAAACUUCCUGAACCAGUGAAGCUACCAGAGGAACUUCCAGAACCAGUUAAGCUACUAGAACAGCUCCAAGACCCAGAGAAGCUACCAGAGAAACUUCCUGAACCAGAGAAGCUACCAGAGAAACUUCCUGAACCAGAGAAGCUACCAGAGAAACUUUUUGAACCAGUUAAGCUACCAGAACAGCUCCAAGAUCCAGAGAAGCUACUAGAACAGCUCCAAGAUCCAGAGAAGCUACUACAACAGCUCCAAGAUCCAGAGAAGCUGCCAGAGAAACUCCCUGAACCAGAGAAGCUACAAGAGAAACUCCCUGAACCAGAGAAGCUACCAGAGAAACUUCCUGAACCAGAUAAGCUACCAGAGAAACGUCCCGAACCAGAGAAGCUAUCGGAACGGCUCCAAGAACCAGUGGAGAUACCACUACAGCUCCCAGAACCAGUAAAGGAGUCUAUACAGCUUCCAGAACCAGUGGAGAUACCAGUACAGCUUCCAGAACCAGUGAAGCAGUCUGUUAAAUCUCCAGGCCGAGUAAAGCUAUUGGAACUACUGCAAGAACCAGUGGACAUACCAUUACAGCUUCCAGAACCAGUGGAGCUAAUAGCGAGCCUUUCAGAACCAGUAAAGGUACUAGAUAAUUUACCAGAACCAUUGAAGCAGACAGAACCGCUUCCAGAACCCUUAGAGGUACCUGUAGAACAACCAAAAGAAGAAGUUGUUCCAGAACAACCAAAACACUCACCAGAGCUCACAGAACCAUCUAAGAAUUCUGUAGAGUUCUCCGAACCACUAGAGGAACUCGACAACCUUCCACAAGUCCAAAAACCAACUUUGACCUCAGAACCUGAAAAUGGCGCAGAACAAUUGAAGACAUCGUUUGACGUCCCUGAACAAGAACAAGAAGUUGUAGCACUCAGAGAACCGCUGAAGGAACCGAUCACUGUGCCAACCAGGGAAGCAGAAGAGCUACCUGCUGGGAGCCCACCAGUGGAACCAGUGAGCCCACGAGCUGAGGGAACCCCAGUAAGCGACACAGUCGAGGAUCCAGCGGAAGAGCCACACAGCCCUGAGCCCUCCCUUGCCGAACAACCCCAGAGAAGUGACUCCCCCUCUGCCUCCUUGCCUCGCAGCCCUCCUCCUCCUCUUCCUCCACCUCCUCCUCCACCAGAGCCUCCUGUCCACCGUGACAUUCCUCCUCUUCCGCGUUGGGACGACACCGACUUCCCGACUCCUCCCUCGUCCCCCUCAGAGACGCACGUCUCCCCCACCGCCGUCCCGCUGACCCCCCCUGCAUCCCCCAGCACUUUCCCGCCGCCACCCCUCGACCCUUCACCGGCCCCCCCACCCGCUCCCCAGGAAGGACACCCCUGCCCUGCUGCACCUCACCCCCCCGCAAGGAGCUCGGACUCGGACGGAGCCUUCGAGACCCCCGAAUCCACCACCCCAGUCAAGUCCCCUACCCCAACUGGACCUCAAGACUUGAUCCCCACCUCGGACGACCAAGACUGUGGUACUGGCUCGGUGUCCGACCUCACCCUCGUGGUCCCCGACCCUGACGGCCCCUCCUUCCAGCCGCCCACCCGCUCGCUCUCCAUCGUCUUCGACGAGGACAAGCCCAUCGCCGCCAGCGGCCAGUACAACAUCGAGCACGGGCCGGCCGGCUCCGCCCUGACCCGCUCGCUCAGCCUGCAGGGGGGCGAGCUAGAAGGCGCCGAUCCCCUCGACGGCGCCGACCCGCUAGACGGCGCCGGCGGCGACACCGCGGCGGGCUUCCACGCGCGCGCCGAGUCGUUCAGCGUGGGCACAGGCAGCGCCCCCGGCACCCUCCGCAGGCCCAAGAAGGGCCGCCCGGGCUCCCUGAAGAAGAAGCCCCUGGACGGGCAGAACUCGGACCCCGAGGCCCCGCGGGUCACCCCCUCCUCCGGCAGCACCACCCCGGAGACCAAGAGGAAGCCCCACGCGCGCACCGGCAGCCCCCUGCUCCAGGCCCAGGACGACCCCGAGGCGUCCCCCGCCACCCCCAGCCCGGGAGGGACGCUCCGACGGACCCGCAAGGCCCGCGUGGACACCCCGCCCCCGCUGCCCGAGGAGACCGCCCCCGUCGGCCCGGAGGAGACCCCCGUGGCCCCGGCCGUGACCCGGGAGGAGGAGUCCCCCCUCCCCGCGCCCCGGACCCCGCCCACCGGAGAGGACGCCCCCAUCCUGCCCCGAGGCGCCUACAAAUGGGACCCCGAUAACUUUGACGACAUCGACCCCUUCAACUCCGGAGGGAGCAAGAUCGCCAACUCCCCCGAGUUGGCCCGGAAAGGACCGGUCCCUCCCACGGAGAGGAGGCCCCGGGCCCCCGAGCAGAGCCGGUCGGUCGCCCCGAGGGGCCGCAGCAGCAGCAGCAGAAGCCUCCGGCGGUGA
Molecule: messenger RNA, 3628 nt
Organism: Gadus chalcogrammus (walleye pollock)
Lineage: Eukaryota; Metazoa; Chordata; Actinopteri; Gadiformes; Gadidae
Product: histone-lysine N-methyltransferase 2D-like
Exons: 9
Coding region: 344-3628 (1094 amino acids)
Biological process (GO): cerebral cortex development; mitotic spindle organization; cell population proliferation
Cellular component (GO): cytoplasm
Source: RefSeq, a predicted model, not a curated record